CUUCCACGACUUCUACGACUUCUGAAAAGACCAGCUCAAGAUCACCUAGAGGUAGACGUCUGCCACCACCAGCAUUGCCCUUCAGCGAUGAUAUCAUUCUCGCUCGACGUGAAGCUCGCAAUGCCUGGCUGAGCAUUUCGUCAGACAAGGCAGUUCCCAAGGGAAAGAAGAACGCCACUGCAAUUCAUGCCAAGGUGCUAGGCAAUGGCGGACAAGCUGUGGUGUUGCGUUGUGUGAAAACGAAGUUGGUCCAAGUGAGGCGAAAGGCUAGAGCUUCUCGUUCUGCGUCUCCAGCCGGACCUAUCCGACAUCCUGAAAUAGUUUUCGCAGGUGCUUUCGUGCCUACUUACAAUUAUUAAGGCUAACUUGGUGGGGGGGAACUGACUUGGAGGGGGUGCUCCUUUUCAGUCUUUCUAUAGCUUUCUCUUUGUGUCUGUGAAAUGUUUGCUUUCUCUGCGCCCACCACUGCUGGUGCGUCGAACUCGUGGGUCAUACUAUUUUUAUUUUAGUAUACCGCCCGCCAUAAAAAAAAAAAAAUUCGCAAAACUUGUAAUUGUAAUUGUAAUAAAGAAUUGUGAAAGCGACCCCCCUUCCAUGACCCCGCAGGAGUAAGCUCUAAUACAAUGCAGCGACAUUGGGAAUGAGCAGUACCAAAAAACCUGAAAUGCGGAAUACAUCGAGGUUCCAGGGCGACUGGGAUAAAGUUGGUUUCCGGUAUGAAGACUACCUCGAAGAUGUCGGGCCAGAUGAUGAGGAGAUUCUUGAUGAUGUCGACGACGAAAAAGAAGGGAACAAGCAUGCACAUGCACACCAUCACCAAGGAAGAAGAGCAAGAGAUGCUACUACUAAAGAAAAAGAUGUUGAAUUGAAAGUGAAAGUCGUUGCCUCCGUAACGGUGAAGGUUUUUGACAAAUGUUGGGAUAAUUCAGCGUCUAGUCGUGGUGGGAGUGACCCGAGCUAUGGAUGUUCUUUCGAAAUAAAGGAACCGGUUGUGCAGCAGGAGGCGUAUCAUCGAGCCAGGUAUCUCGCAGAGCUAAAGAAGCAACAAAAUGCAGCAGCUGAAGAGGCGCGUCAAACUGCCGAUGAGGAAGAAUGCCAGAGCAGAAGUCCUCUCCCUCCUGCAGGAGCCUUACUAGCAGGUGGAGGACUGCAAGGAGAUGCAUCAACGUCUUCGAGUGCUGGUGAAGCUUCAAA
Molecule: messenger RNA, 1194 nt
Organism: Amoebophrya sp. A25
Lineage: Eukaryota; Dinophyceae; Syndiniales; Amoebophryaceae
Source: the annotation of a GenBank genome assembly